Sparassis crispa is the source of this 498-nucleotide messenger RNA. RefSeq lists its product as hypothetical. The transcript is spliced from 8 exons. Bases 1 to 498 code for a protein of 165 amino acids. NCBI's taxonomy places the organism in Eukaryota, Fungi, Basidiomycota, Agaricomycetes, Polyporales, Sparassidaceae. The record is from RefSeq and is a predicted model, not a curated record.
AUGUUACCUCGCGCAAUUCCAUUUUUCCACAACUUUAUUCGUGCUUGUAGGCCUGCUUUCACUGGUGUAGAUAAGGGCCCCAAUAUCAGUCAGCUGCUCACGAAGGCUCGUCAGGACUACAGAGUCGCCAAGGAGGUCGUGGGUUGUGAUCUUAUUCGCGACGGUUAUCAAUGUGUAGUCAUGAGGAAGUACGACACGGCCACGAAGAGGAUCGUGAGCAAAGGGAUCAACAAACCGCCAGAGCCUGCCGACUAUACCGAGCUUGCGCAUAUCGUCGCCGAGUCGAGGAAAACCGGUAUCCGAGAUGAGACCCAGCCUGAAUCCACUGCCUCUGCGUGGGCAGCCCUGGAGCAUUUUGGUAAGGUCAAAGUUGCCGAUGACCACUUGAAUGAGACCGGCCCGCAUCGCUACAGAGUUUGCGCUGUACACACGUUCUACUAUGAUACUGAACCUCGGCUUCCAAACUUCCAAACUCCAAAUUCAGCUCACGAUCGCUGA